GUCCCACAUGAAGCUUUUGGCAUAGGCUAGAGCUGGGUGGGGAUGGCAAUACUGGUAGAGCCCAAGAAGGUUGCUGUGAUGAAUGCAGGUUUCAUGGCAAAUGGGAUGUGGGCAGCAGAGGCUCAAUACUACUUCAGGCUUCCUGUGGUGUAAACCAUGAUGGUUCAGAAAGUGGUGUUUAACUCAGCAGGAGCUAGAAUCAGAGGAUAUCCACUGUUUACUAGUUGUAACAUGAACACCUUGGUUUUGGGCUGAAUUACUGUGCGUUGAAAAGAAAUGUUACACAUAAAACCAAAAUAUAUGCAAGUGGAGGCUUUGCCUAGCCUACAGAAAUGUUGCUGAUGUGGACAAGUCCCGAGGAGUUUGCACAAAGCCAAGGUUCUGCCACAGACUUAAUGCUAAAUCCCUACCUUCCCCUUAAUCUCAGGGAUUGUGUGUCAAGUUCUGCAACCUGAAUUAACAUCUGACUCUCCUCCAGCAAAGUCAAGCCCAGGAGAAGGGUUACCCUGACCUGUUUCAGAGCCCUGUCAGGUCCCAGAGGAAAGGACGGAGAGGACUGCACUCUCCCUAGGCAACAAACUUUUUAGGGUAGAGGGCAAGGACUUCUGGUCUGAAGCAGAGGGUGACAAGAACUGCUCUGUCUCUGAAUCUAUCAUGGAACAGAUCAAUGGAUCUGUCCAGAUGGAGCGUGUGCUGCUGUACACUUUCCUGGAGGUGUCCUCUGACUGUAAGUUCAGAGAGCAGCUGCAUUCCCUGCAAAGCCAGGGGAUUGUGUCUUUCCCAAAAGGCAGCUACGGCUAUGAUGAUGAGGUGGAACUUCAGACUGAUGGCAAUCGGAGUGGCCACUUGCAGAAUGGUGAGCUAGUGUUUGACCCUGAGGUAAAUGAAGAAGUUAUCCGGAUCAUUGCUGCUCAGCUUGCUGAGAUUGGAGACCAGUUUGAUAAAGAAAUCAAAGCAAGAGUAGUAAAUGAUCUAGCGCAGCACUUUCUAAAUGAGAAUCUGUCUGGAGAGGAGAUAACCCAGCGCAUGUCGGAGGCAGUGGAAGGGCUUGCACGAGCCAUCCCCUCAGACAUGGAACAGGAGAAGGCCAUGUUGGUGCUAGCAAUGGUCUUAACUAAAAAAAUUGCGAAUACAAUGCCUUCCCUUCUACAGCGUGUCUUCAGCACCACUGUGAACUACAUUAGCCAGCAGCUCCACAACUACAUUGUUAGAAUGCUGCGUGAGUGAGCGCUCCAGCCCUCUGUGUGGAGAGUGUGGAUUCCUGAAGACUUUACUUCUCUUGAUGUACAUGAAUCACUUCCUUUGCUCUUAACUUCUGAGAUACAGCUGUGAAAGGGAAGGCAGAGCUUCAUAGAUAGGCUUUUGUAGACUAGCACAGCAAUGACGGUAGUGUGAGCUGUAUGCCAGCUCUGCCAGUACCUGUAAGGAGUAGUGCUUGCCCUCUCUCAUUUUACAAUAGUUUUUUUCUUUUUUUUCCUGUUUUUUUCUGGUGUUUUGGGGUUUUUUAAUCUUAGCAGUAGCAGACUGUGCAGACCCUGGCUUGUGCCUCCAGAGGAAAUGCUGUGGGCACAGAAUCUGCACUCUCAGUAUUUUUUUCUAAUCAGCUGUAGUGUUUUGCUUUAGUUAUGCUCUUCCCAGCCCUGCUCCUUGUGCUGCAGCUGAGCCAUGCUGAGUGUUAAUUGUUCCCAGGAAGGCCUCAGGCUGUAGAAUGGGUGGUUGAUCAGCACAGAUCACCAAGGGGGGGUGGGAAUCGGGUCUAUCUUAGAGGGGAGCUGGCAGCAAGAGGGAGCAGCCCUAAAGGAGGUAGGAGUGUUUGGCCAGGGAAGGCUGAAGUAAAGAUGCUUCAGUAUCAAUCACCAUAAACCUGUGCUUGCUGAAAAAUCAAACAAGAAACGGUAAAGAAAAGGGCAGGCGUAGGUACAGGGCACAUUCUUUCAGGGAACACAACCUGGAUAUGCUUGAGGAAAAGUGUUUAGCUUUAGAGUAUCUUGCUAUAAAGAGAAAGAAGGUAUCAGCCUUGGAUCAGGAAGCAUACCUGGCAUCUCUUAUGAGUGUAUCGCAAUCACAUCUCAGGAUCAACAAACUUGGACUCGGGUUGUUUGAUACAUACCUGUAGUCCUACACAAGGUGGCAAAGGCUUUACUGGUGAUCCAGCUGCCUCAGAAGUUUUGAAAUGAUGUAAAUAUUUUGUGGAAUUUUUUAACUUAAAUAAAAUUGUCAGUUCUCAUGGCAA
Messenger RNA from Harpia harpyja (harpy eagle), 2233 nucleotides. It is a transcript of the gene BID, whose product is annotated as BH3 interacting domain death agonist. Lineage: Eukaryota; Metazoa; Chordata; Aves; Accipitriformes; Accipitridae. The record is from RefSeq and is a predicted model, not a curated record. Gene Ontology annotation, cellular component: cytosol; mitochondrion; cytoplasm. The transcript has 6 exons. The coding region runs from base 655 to 1227 and encodes 190 amino acids. Gene Ontology annotation, biological process: apoptotic mitochondrial changes; positive regulation of intrinsic apoptotic signaling pathway; positive regulation of extrinsic apoptotic signaling pathway.